AUGGCAGCUGGGGCAGUCAGAUGUACAGUUGCUUGCACUGAGGAUUGCAGCUCAAAUAAUGCAACUGCAGAACCAGCAACCAGUAGUAAUGAUAAUUUAUCCAUAAACUCUGCCAGUGGGAACAGAACCUCUGCAGAUGGAAGAGUGGUCGGGGCUGCAUCACUAGCUGAUGAGACAAGAGAAUCCAGCCUGAUUUAUAACCUCACAGCAGAAUCCAUUGGUGUGAAUUCUGUCAUCUUAAAAUGGAUGGUGAAUAAAAGUGGUGAUGGCCAAUACACAUACAGGAUAGAGGGUUUAAAUUGUACAGAUAAUACAGCUCUGAAGAAUGAGACCAGUGAACCCAGAGCAGAAAUUACUGGGUUAAUCCCUGGGACACUGUACAACUUCACAGUAUUUGCUGUAGUAGCAGCUACAAGUGAUACAGAAGGAGACGGAAGUCCCAUAGACCUGUAUACAACAUCUAAUAAAACCAAAGCAGAAAUUACUGACUUAAUCCCUGGGACACUGUACAACUUCACGGUAUUUGCUGUAGCAGCUGAUAAUAAGACUGAAGGAGAAGGAGAGUCCAGAAAACUGUAUACAAGGCCCAGCCGGGUUCUUGAUCUCGAGGCAGAAUCCAUUGGUGUGACUUCUGUCACCUUAAAAUGGGUGGUGAAUGACAGCGCUGCUGACACCUACACGUACAGGAUAGAGGUUGUCAAUGGUACAUUUGUGAAGAAUGUGACAUUCAAUGAAACCAAAGCAGAAAUUACUGGGUUAAUCCCUGGGACACUCUACAACUUCACAGUAUUUGCUGUAGUAGCAGCUGAUAAUGAGACAGAAGGAGAGGGAAGUCCCAUAGACCUGUAUACAAGGCCCAGUCGGGUUCUUGAUCUUGAGGCAGAAUCCAUUGGUGUGAAUUCUGUCACCUUAAAAUGGGUGGUGAAUGACAGCGCUGCUGACACCUACACGUACAGGAUAGAGGUUGUCAAUGGUACAUUUGUGAAGAAUGUGCCAUCCAAUAAAACCAAAGCAGAAAUUACUGGGUUAAUCCCUGGGACACACUACAACUUCACAGUAUUUGCUGUAGCAGCUGAUAAUGAGACAGAAGGAGAGGGAAGUCUCAAAGACCUGUAUACAAGGCCCAGCCAAGUUCAUGAUCUCAAGGCAGAAUCCAUUGGUGUGAAUUCUGUCACCUUAAAAUGGAUGGUGAAUGACAGCGCUGCUGGCAACUACACGUACAGGAUAGAGGUUGUCAAUGGUACAUUUGUGAAGAAUGUGACAUUCAAUGAACCCAAAGCAGAUAUUGAUUGGUUAAUCCCUGGGACACACUACAACUUCACAGUAUUUGCUGUAGCAGCUGAUAAUGAGACAGAAGGAGAGGGAAGUCCCAUAGACCUGUAUACUAGGCCCAGCCAAGUUCAUGAUCUCAAGGCAGAAUCCAUUGGUGUGAAUUCUGUCACCUUAAAAUGGGAGGUGAAUGACAGCGCUGCUGACAACUACACGUACAGGAUAGAGGUUGUCAAUGGUACAUUUGUGAAGAAUGUGACAUUCAAUGAAACCAGAGCAAAAAUUACUGACUUAAUCCCUGGGACACUCUACAACUUCACAGUAUUUGCUGUAGUAGCAGCUGAUAAUGAGACAGAAGGAGAGGGAAGUCCCAUAGACCUGUAUACAAGGCCCAGUCAAGUUCAUGAUCUUGAGGCAGAAUCCAUUGGUGUGAAUUCUGUCACCUUAAAAUGGGAGGUGAAUGACAGCGCUGCUGACACCUACACGUACAGGAUAGAGGUUGUCAAUGGUACAUUUGUGAAGAAUGUGCCAUCUAAUAAAACCAGAGCAGAAAUUACUGGGUUAAUCCCUGGGACACCGUACAACUUCACAGUAUUUGCUGUAGCAGCUGAUAAUAAGACUGAAGGAGAAGGAGAGUCCAGAAAUCUGUAUACAAGGACCAGCAAAGUUCUUGAUCUCGAGGCAGAAUCCAUUGGUGUGAAUUCUGUCACCUUAAAAUGGGUGGUGAAUGACAGCGCUGCUGACACCUACACGUACAGGAUAGAGGUUGUCAAGUGACAUCUAAUAAAACCAAAGCAGAAAUUACUGACUUAAUCCCUGGGACACUGUACAACUUCACGGUAUUUGCUGUAGCAGCUGAUAAUAAGACAGAAGGAGAAGGAGUGUCCAUAGACCGGUAUACAUUUCCUGUCUCAGUGGAUUCACUUGAGUGUGAGCCAGUGGCCAAGCAGCCUUGCCUAAUGCUGAAGUGGAAAUGUCCUUCUGGUAACAACUCUGGCUUCAGUAUCAAAAUAUAUAAUAUAAGUACUUCUGAGGUAGUGAGAGAAGACACGGCUCCACGCUGCACGGGAGAAGGCGUCGAGCAAAACCUCACAAUAGAAUUAUUAAGUUUUUUCAGCACCUAUAAUGUUAAUAUUAGGACUCUUCAAAAUGGCUCUGCAAGCUCUGCAGUGGACAACUUGUGUCACACCAGCAUUACUGACCCACCUCCUCCAAACGAAGUUCCUUCAGUCAAGGCCGUCAGUCACAGCUCUUUGUCUGUUGAAUUCUCUGAUUUUGAUUCACUGAAUGGUCCAUUGGAAGCCUAUGCAAUAAUGAUUACAACAGAAGAUCAAAGUUCUGAGUCUUUGAAGUCUAAGUUGAACAACACAUACAAAGAUUUCAAGAAGAAGACAACAACUGCCUAUGUUACAUAUGUCAUAAAAGCAGAGCAGGCAGAUUCACGUUCUUCCCGUUCUCAGAGUGAUAAAAACAUCAUCAAUGUAGGCAAGGGAAACACAAUGUAUGGCUACGAAAACGGACCAUUGAUCCCUCUUCGUUCAUACAGGGCGUGUGUUGCCGGUUUCACUAACAUAAUCUUUUCGGAUGAUGUGAUUGAGGGGGAAGACAGUUAUGUAUCAUUUUCACCCUGCUCUGAACCAGUCUUACUGCCCCAGGAUCCAGGUAUUAUUGCAGGAGUGGUUAUUGGAUGCCUCUUGGCUAUCUUGGCUGUAGUUGCUGUAGGGGGAUUCAUAUUCUGGAGAAGGAGAAGGAAAGAUAAAAGAAAUACUGAAGUGUCUUUUUCUCCAAUUAAAAUCAAGAAAUCAAAAAUGAUUAAAGUGGAGAACUUUGAGUCAUACUUUAAGAAGCAGCAAGCUGACUCCAACUGUGGUUUUGCUGAAGAGUAUGAGGAACUCAAGUCUGCUGGUGUUCAUCAGCCCAAAUUUGCUGCUGAACUUCCUGAGAACAGGGGGAAAAAUAGAUACAACAACGUCCUACCAUAUGAUAUUUCUCGUGUUAAACUUUCAAAUCAAAGCUCUGGAACUGACUAUAUUAAUGCAAACUAUAUGCCUGGCUAUAAUUCAAAGAAGGCAUUUAUUGCUGCACAGGGUCCAUUACCCAAUACUAUAGAAGACUUCUGGCAAAUGAUUUGGGAAAAGAGUAUCUAUUCAAUUGUUAUGUUGACAAAAUGUGUGGAACAAGCCCGGACAAAAUGUGAGCAGUACUGGCCAGACAAACAACCCAAGAGCUAUGGUGACAUUAUUGUGACAAUGGUCUCAGAAGUUGUCCUUCCAGAAUGGACAAUAAGGGACUUCACUGUAGAAAAGUCCAACACCCCCGAGAGCCACACAGUGCGCCAGUUCCAUUUCACCUCCUGGCCAGAUCAUGGCGUGCCAGAGACAACAGACCUUCUCAUCAACUUCAGGCACCUUGUCCAUGAGUACAACAGCCAGAAUCCAGUGGACUCUCCCACUCUGGUGCACUGCAGCGCCGGCGUCGGGAGGACGGGGACGUUCAUCGCCAUCGACCGCCUGAUCCAGCAGAUGGAGAUGGAGAACACCGUGGAUGUGUACGGAGUGGUGUACGACCUCCGCAUGCACCGGCCCCUCAUGGUGCAGACUGAGGACCAGUACGUCUUCCUAAACCAGUGUGUCAUGGAUAUUAUUAAAUCCCAGAGGGAGAGGAAAACGGACCUUAUCUACCAAAAUGUGACAGCAAUGGCAAUCUAUGAAAACUUCCCACCAGGGCCAGCUUUUGGGAAAGCCAAUGGCUACCAUGCAUAGUCCAGAAGGAACCCAGUGCCUCCAUCCAGGACAUGUUGCCUGCCCAUUGGAGAGGGAGGUGUCCGACUCGUGUUUUCUGGGAUUGUGUGCUGUGUCUCAUGUCUGGCUUCUCCAGUUCUGUCUGCAUUCAAAGGUGUGAUCUACAGGAGGAAAAACACAAUGCUGGCAGGAGUUGUAGACUCAUAUUAAAAAAACCCAAACAACAAAACCGAAGCAAAACUUUUUAAAGUUAACAGAGGAAUCUUGUUUUUUCUUGGGAAUUUAACAGUACUGAUAGGUGAAAUAGCAUUUGCCGUAUGAACAGUGAACUAGAGUUUAAAUGUUAAAAUAAUAACACAAGCUUUUUAUUACAAUUUUAUAUGAUUUCAUUUAUAGACACCAGGCUGGUGGGUUGUUUUAAUAUAUUUAAUUAUAAGUUUCAGGAACAUAUUUUAUCUACUGUAUCUGGUUACUUAGUUAAUAGAUAUGUGCCUCUGUGAUCUA
Zonotrichia albicollis (white-throated sparrow) is the source of this 4514-nucleotide messenger RNA. NCBI's taxonomy places the organism in Eukaryota, Metazoa, Chordata, Aves, Passeriformes, Passerellidae. The record is from RefSeq and is a predicted model, not a curated record.